Molecule: messenger RNA, 156 nt
Organism: Ilex paraguariensis (yerba mate)
Lineage: Eukaryota; Viridiplantae; Streptophyta; Magnoliopsida; Aquifoliales; Aquifoliaceae
Source: the annotation of a GenBank genome assembly
CCAAACCAGAAGGUUUCAAUGACAUCUGAGGGUAUGAGUUGUGAAGAAGAAUCUGAUGAGGUGGCCUUCAUACACAAAGAUUUGGUAGAUGUUGUCAAAGAUGAAGAGGAGGAGAAAGUUACUUCUCACUCGUCUUCAUCUUGCUUGUUCAGUCUG